CUCUCUCUCUCUCUCUCUCUGUGGCUCUUUCUCAGAAGAAGCAAUUUCGGCGAAGAACAACAAAGAAGAAGAAAGCGUUGGCUUUAAAAAUCAACACACAAUAUUGGCUUCUCUUUUGUUUUCCCUUUUUCGUUCAUAUAAAAACUGGGUCUUCGACUUUCUCUCGAAGACCGAUUAAGAACUGCAAACUAGAGGAUUCUGAUUCCAUUGGGAAUAAUAGCAACUAAUGGAAAGUCGAGGGCAAAAGCGUCCAGAAAUGGUGGAUGAACUUCCUGCGGAUAAGCGGGCAUGCAGUUCACUGGAUUUUAGACCUAGUUCUUCAAAUUCCUCAGUGCAAACCCAUAUGAAUUCAACCCACUCGACAUUGGAGGCCCAUGAUCAUGACAUGGACACUUCUUCGUCUGCAUCGGCUUCAAGCCGAUCAGAGGGAGAGCAUGAGAAAGAUUCGGCUUAUGGUUCGUGUGACUCGGAUGAAAUGGAUCAGCAUCAUAGUAGUCUCCGUGACUAUCAGAGGCGGAGAAUGUCAAGUGAUCAUGGGAAAUUUAAAAGCAUUAUAUCAAGCUUGAGUGGACAAACUGAACCUUCCGGUCAGUUAGCUGUACUUACUGAACUUUGUGAAGUUUUGUCGUUUUGUACAGAAGGUUCACUCUCCAGCAUGACUUCGGACUUGUUAUCACCGCUACUUGUAAAGCUGGCGAAGCAUGAGAGCAAUCCAGAUAUAAUGUUGUUUGCUAUAAGGGCCAUCACUUAUAUAUGUGAUCUGUACCCUCGGUCAGCCGCUUUUCUUGUUCGCCAUGAUGCUGUUCCUGCAUUAUGUCAAAGAUUGUUGGCUAUUGAGUAUCAAGAUGUAGCUGAACAAUGUCUCCAAGCAUUGGAGAAAAUUUCGCGAGAGCAACCACUUGCUUGCUUACAGGCUGGGGCGAUCAUGGCCGUCCUCAAUUAUAUUGACUUCUUUUCGACGAGCAUACAGAGAGUGGCUCUGUGUACUGUGGUGAACAUAUGUAAGAAGCUUCCUUCAGAAAGCCCUUCACCUUUCAUGGAGGCUGUCCCAAUAUUAUGCAAUCUUCUUCAGUAUGAGGAUAGGCAGCUGGUUGAAAAUGUUGCUACCUGCUUGAUUAAAAUUGUGGAGCGAGUAGCUCAGUCCCCUGAAAUGUUGGAUGAACUUUGUCAACAUGGAUUGAUUCAGCAGGUCACACAUCUCUUAAGUAUAAAUGGGCGGACGACCCUAUCUAAAUUAAUUUAUAAUGGACUGAUAGGAAUGCUUGUGAAACUUGCUUCUGGUUCAGUUUUAGCCUUCAGGACUUCAUAUGAGCUUAAUAUUAGCAGCAUAUUGAGAGAUAUAUUAGCUACAUCUGACCUCUCACAUGGAUUGCCAACAUCACAUGUAAUUGUUGGACAUUGUAAUCAGGUGUAUGAAGUACUGAAAUUGUUAAAUGAACUUCUCCCUGGCAUUACAAAAGAUGAGAAUGAUCAACAAGUGCAAGACAAGGAAUCCUUUCUAGCUAAUCACCCAGAUCUCCUCCAAAAACUAGGGACUGAUGUGAUUCCCAUGUUGAUCCAGGUGUUUAAUUCUGGUGCGAGUUUAUAUGUUUGCCACGGAUGUCUAUCAGUUAUGUACAAGAUAAUUACUCUGAGUAAAUCUGAUAUGCUUGUUGAAUUGCUUAAGAAAUCCAGUAUUUCAAGUUUUUUGGCUGGAGUGUUCACUCGAAAGGAUCACCAUAUGCUAAUGUUAGCCUUACAAAUUUCGGAGACCAUCCUUCAGAACUUUUCAGAUAUUUUCUUAAAGUUGUUUAUAAAGGAAGGUGUCUUUUUUGCUAUUGAUGCACUCUUAACACCAGAAAGAUCUACGCAAUUGAUGUAUCCAGUAUAUAGUGGGAUUCAGUUGUCAGUGGAUUCCAGUCAAAAGUUUACUUCUAGAGAAGCUCUGAGGUGCCUAUGCUAUGCAUUUUCGACUAGCCAAUCUCCUACUCCUUCAGAAGGUGGACACUGCAAACUUGACAAGGACUCUGUUCAUAAUCUUGCACAGAAUAUAAAAACAAAAUACUUAGCACCGGAAUUAUAUGAUUCUGAGAAAGGAUUGACUGAUAUUUUGCAGCAACUAAGAGCAUACUCUAAUGAUUUAUUGAGCAUGUCUGCUGACAACAGUGUUUGUGCUCAGAAUGAAGAGAAGGUUAACAGUAUAUUAUUGUCUCAGAUUAUGGACAAGCUUACCGGCAAGGAACAGGUCUCUACUUUUGAGUUUAUUGAGAGUGGAGUUGUGAGAUCACUUGUCAAUUAUUUAUCUCAGGGUCAUUAUGUGAGUGAAAAUGAUGGAAAAGGAAUUGUUGGUGGUAACUAUGCUGCCAUAGAAAAACGAUUCGAGGCCCUGGCAAGGGUAUGUUUACAAGGUUCUCAACCUUUUUCUAGUGACACAGCCCUUCCAAUAUUAAUCAGGAACCUGCAGAAUGCAUUGACUUCAUUGGAGGCAUUCCCCAUUGUUCUAAGCAAUGGACCAAAACUGAGACAUUCAUAUGCUGCUGUUCCUAGUGGAUGUUCCAUUCCUUAUCCUAGCCUGAAAGUUCGUUUUGUCAGGGCAGAGGGUGAGACUUGGCUGAAUGACUGUACUGAAGAUUUUCUUACAGUUGACCCUUUUUCUUCUUUGCAUAGCAUUGAAGGAUAUCUUUGGCCCAAGGUCAGCAAGAAAAGCAGAAAGCAAGAAAAAUCAGUAUCAAGCCACGUAGUGUUGCAACCAGAAAGUCCACCCCUUCAAUCAACAUCAAAUGCAAGUUCCUGUCCAGCUGAAAUUCCAGUAAUUUUGGGGCCUGGUGACAUGUCAACAGAUCUCCCUGAAACACAGGGAGAACCAAAGUUAUCACAUCCGGAUGAAACAGCCAAAGUGAAUGCUGGAGAAUCAUCUUCCUCUGGAACUCAGGGAUCUGUAGAGAAGGAACUGCAAUCCAAUGCAGAACCAGACUCAAAAUUGGCAAGGCAGCAUCUUGCAUCUUGUAGCAACGAAGCUGCUCAAAAACUCAAUUUUUACCUUGAUGAACAGUAUCUGGAUCACCAAUUGACUCUCUAUCAGGCAAUUCUUCACCAAAUAGUAAAACAAAAUGACUGUUCUUCUGGUUCAAAAUUGUGGAGUCAAGUACAUAUAAUAGCGUAUAGAAAGGCUGUGGAAUCCAAGGACAUAUUGCCUACAGAGUGUCUGCCUUCACCUCAGGAUUUAUCUCAUGAUGAAGUUUUAGCUUAUUAUCAGCAGACACCUUUCUUCUCAGACAUCUUCUCUUGUGAACUUGUUUCCGAUCUCCAUAGGCCAAGUCCAACUUAUGAUGUUCUAUUUCUUCUUAAAUGCUUGGAGAGCAUGAACAGAUUCAUGUUUCACCUUAUGUCUCGUGAGAGAAUUUGUGCUUUUGCUGAAGGGAAAGUUGAUAACCUAGAUAGCCUGAACAUAUCAGUUCCUAGUGUCCCACAAAAUGACUUUGUGAGCAGUAAGUUGACAGAGAAGCUGGAAACACAGAUGAGGGACUCUUUGGCUAUCUGUCCUGGUAGUAUGCCAUCAUGGUGUAAUCAGUUAAUAACUUCAUGUCCUUUUCUGUUUAGUUUUGAGGCUAGAUGCAAGUACUUCAAAAUGAAAGCGUUUGGCCAGCCCCAGAUCCAACCCCAUAUGUCUUACAACUCCUCUGGAGCAGAAAGUGACAGACGACCAAGUCUUGGUGGAUUGCCUCGAAAGAAGAUUUUAGUUUAUCGUAACCGGAUUCUUGAGUCUGCUGCUCAAAUGAUGGACCAACAUGCGCGCAAUAAAGUGGUUCUUGAAGUAGAAUAUGAUGAAGAAGUGGGCACUGGCCUUGGACCAACAUUGGAAUUUUAUACCUUGGUAUGCCGUGAGCUACAGAAAUCUGGGCUGGGCAUGUGGAGAGAUGAUCCUUGUUCCUUUGCCCUCAAGUCAAAUUUACAGGUUGAGGAAAUGGGAAUCAAUUCUCUUUAUGGAUUGUUUCCUCGACCGUGGUCAUCAACACUUGAUACAUCUAAUGGCAUACAGUUCUCCGAAGUAACUAAGAAGUUUUUCCUUUUAGGCCAAGUUAUUGCUAAAGCACUUCAAGAUGGAAGGGUCUUAGAUCUCCACUUCUCUAAAGCCUUCUAUAAACUUGUACUUGGAAAGGAACUUUCUCUCUAUGACAUCCAGUCACUUGAUCCGGGGCUUGGUAGGGUGUUGCAAGAGUUUCAAGCACUCAUUAACCGGAAAAAAUUCCUGGAAUAUUUCAAUGGAGGGAAUGAAUUGGAAUAUGGAUUAAGCUUCCGGGAGACCAGAAUUGAGGAUCUCUGUCUUGAUUUCUCGCUUCCUGGGUAUCCUGACAUAGUUCUUGCUUCAGGGCAUGAUCACACCAUGGUAAACUUGACAAACCUGGAGAAUUAUGUUUCGCUUGUUGUCGAUGCAACUGUGAGGUCUGGAAUUUCAAGACAAGUGGAAGCUUUUAAAUCUGGCUUUAACCAGGUUUUCUCUGUCGAACAUCUUAAGAUUUUUAAUGAACAAGAGCUCGAGCGCAUACUUUGUGGAGAGCAUGAUUGUUGGGCUCAGAUAAAUGAGCUCGCUGAUCACAUUAAAUUUGAUCAUGGAUACACUGCUAGCAGUCCUCCCAUUGUUAAUUUGCUGGAAAUUAUCCAAGAGUUUGAUCAUGAACAGCGUCGAUCCUUUUUGCAAUUUGUGACUGGUGCACCACGGCUUCCUCCUGGAGGAUUGGCAUCUCUCAAUCCAAAGUUAACCAUUGUUCGAAAGCAUUGUAGCAACCGAGCAGACUCGGACCUACCUAGUGUGAUGACUUGUGCAAAUUAUCUUAAGCUACCUCCAUACUCAUCAAAAGAAAGGAUGAAAGAGAAGCUCUUGUAUGCCAUUACAGAGGGUCAAGGAUCGUUCCACCUCUCAUAAAAUCCGUUAUCUUGGGUUUGGAUCUGGUACUUGGAAUUCUGAAGCUGUAAUUAUUAGGUUAAUUGGUAGUAAUGUAGAUAAAGGAUCUCAAUGAGUUACUUGCUGGCAGUGAUCUCAAUGAGCUUACUUUACUGGUAGUGGUGUGUCUCAAUUAGUUUACUUGGACAUGAAGGAGCUGCUGUGUUUCUUCACUGACUACAAUUGUUGGGGGUGUGUACAUAAAAUGCCUGCUGAUAGAGUUAGAAUAUGAUUGACAUGUGUCGCCUGUACAGAGAUGGAGGGCACUUGUCAUGGUCGGUUGGUUGGUUUCGUUGGUUAUGCUUUGAUAUUUUAGUACAGUUUUAUUAUCAUUUUUUUUUUUUGUACAGGAACCUUUAUUAUGGAUAGACUUUUAAAUGCAAUGAUAACAGCUUGCUAUCUUUA
This is a messenger RNA of Arachis stenosperma, 5326 nucleotides long. RefSeq names its product E3 ubiquitin-protein ligase UPL4. Bases 227 to 4903 code for a protein of 1558 amino acids. Gene Ontology annotation, molecular function: ubiquitin protein ligase activity. The record is from RefSeq and is a predicted model, not a curated record. Lineage: Eukaryota; Viridiplantae; Streptophyta; Magnoliopsida; Fabales; Fabaceae. The transcript has 18 exons. Gene Ontology annotation, biological process: proteasome-mediated ubiquitin-dependent protein catabolic process; protein polyubiquitination.